AUGAACAGAAUAAAAAAGAGAAGCCGCGGGGGCCGUUCCUGCCGCUCUCCGCUGCCUUGUGCAGCACCAGUUUCACUUUCCCCUCUCCAGAUGGCCUUGCAGGAGGCACAAAAGUGUGGUGAGGAAUUGGGCAUUCACGCCUUUCCUGUUAUGGAACAGGUGAACCCUCACACGGGACAGCGUGAGCGUGCUUAUGACCCGCUUCUUUUUAAAACUUUAAAAGAGUUAAAAACAGCCUGUGCUCAGUAUGGGCCCACUUCCCCUUAUACUUUAACUAUCUUGGAAACUAUGGCCUCAGAGGCUCUCCCACCGAAUGAUUGGAGAGCUAUUGCCAAGGCUUGUUUAUCAGGAGGGGAUUAUCUCUUGUGGAAAUCAGAAUAUGAUGAAAAGGCUAAGGAACAAGCUUCUCGUAAUCGAGCUGCCCAGAUUAAGAUUUCUUAUGAAAUGCUGGUAGGUGAAGGAGUCUAUGCUGAUACCCAUAGUCAAAUUCAAUACCCCCAGGAAGCUUAUGGACAGAUUAAUGGAGCUGGGAUCAGAGCCUGGAAAAAGUUACCCACCUCUGGUCAGAAAACAGAGGAGCUCUCAAAAAUUAUUCAAGGGCCAGAUGAAAAGUAUCAGGAUUUUGUCUCUCGGCUAUUACAGGCUGUUGGCCGAGUAGCGGUGGAUGGAGAGGCUGGCAUGUUGAUAGUUAAACAGUUGGCAUAUGAAAACGCCAACACUGCCUGCCAAGCUGCACUGCAGCCCUAUCAAAGACAGGGGACUCUCUCAGAUUAUAUCCGCAUUUGCGCAGAUAUUGGUCCCUCAUAUAUACAAGGAGUUGCCAUUGCGGCUGCAUUAAAGGGAACCACCAUUGAAGGAAUUCUUCAGCAACAAUUUAGCACAGGGAAAAGUCAAACAUACAAGUGUUACACUUGUGGAGGAACAGGACACAUGGCAAAACAGUGUCCUUCUAAUAAAGGGGUUAAUAAAGGAAAUGGCAGAGGUCCCAAACAACCUGGACUAUGCCCUAAAUGUAAAAAAGGGAAACAUUGGGCAAAUGAGUGUAAAUCUAAGACAGAUAUCCAGGGAAAUUCUUUUCCUCAAUACCAUCAAUGGCUCCCCAAGGCUUGGGAGUUUGCUUAA
This is a messenger RNA of Myotis daubentonii (Daubenton's bat), 1122 nucleotides long. Its product is annotated as endogenous retrovirus group K member 10 Gag polyprotein-like. NCBI's taxonomy places the organism in Eukaryota, Metazoa, Chordata, Mammalia, Chiroptera, Vespertilionidae. The transcript has 3 exons. The record is from RefSeq and is a predicted model, not a curated record. The coding region runs from base 1 to 1122 and encodes 373 amino acids. Gene Ontology annotation, molecular function: zinc ion binding; nucleic acid binding. Gene Ontology annotation, biological process: viral process.